Messenger RNA from Papaver somniferum (opium poppy), 816 nucleotides. RefSeq lists its product as uncharacterized. The record is from RefSeq and is a predicted model, not a curated record. The transcript has 6 exons. The coding region runs from base 1 to 816 and encodes 271 amino acids. Lineage: Eukaryota; Viridiplantae; Streptophyta; Magnoliopsida; Ranunculales; Papaveraceae.
AUGGAUGUUCCUGAGUGUGGAAAACACGGUGAAGAUCCAUAUGCAUGUGACAUUCCUGAUGAUAUUAUCGAUGAAAGCUUGGAUGAAUGGAGAUUUAGACUAGAUUUUGUUAAAUUGAAAUUUGAGGUUGUUGAAUCUGCUUUGAGACAACAGUGGAAAACCAAAGGAACAAAUGUUGUCAUGUCAAAACUUGAAAAUGUUUCUUUCAGAGCUUUAAAAUCUGAUUUUGGGGAUGUUAGAAUUCAACUGCAAAAUGUUGAGGAGGAAGUAGUAAAUGUUGCUUUAAAUUUUGACAGACAACCAGAUGAUAUCUUAUUAUUAGAUACACUUAAUCCAUCUGGUGUCAUUGUUACAACUCAAAAGGAAAUUUCUGAAAUUCUUGUUGAGCAUUUUGAGAAUAAAUUCAAAAAGAAGGAAGUGGUUUUUGCUGCUGAUUUAUUUGACAUUGUUCCUAGAGUAAUAAAUGAUGAAGACAACAAGCUUCUUGAUGUUGUUCCUACAAGUGAAGAGAUUAAAAGUGCAGUUUUUAAAAUGGAUCCAGAUAGUGCCCAUGGACCAGAUAGAAUGGGUGUUAUGAUUAAUAAAGUAGUUUCUCCACAACAAGGGGCUUUCAUCAAAGGGAGAAACAUACAGAACCAGAUUGUUUUAGCUUCUGAACUAAAUAAUGAAAUGGAAACCACAAAAAGGGGUGGAAAUUCCACUAAAAUCUCUGUAAUGGUUAGUGGUGGCCCAGCUGGCUAUUUCUCAAUUGGUAGAGUUUUGAAGCAGGGUGAUCCUUUGUCACCAAUUUUAUUUGUUUUGCUCAAGAUGUAUUAA